AGAAAAAUCAUUUUGUAAUUUUUUUUUUACUGGUUUUACAGGUUACAAGUCAACUUGAUCUAUUCGAGGAAUUUUGAUGUAAAGUUUGUAUUAUUAAAAAAUAAUCAAUAUUUGUAUUAUUACGAGAGAACGGGUAAAAAUUUGUAUAAUUGUAGUUAAAAAAUCAAAUAAUAAAUUGAUAAUAUCAAUUAAAAAUGUCAAAAGUAGGUACUUUAUAAGGAAGUUUCUCUUCGCACGAGUGACAAAUUAAAAUUUCCCUAACUUUACUCUGUAUCGGGCCGUGGUACUUGUUUUAAUUUCAAAUGCUAUCAGUGACAAAUCUUACAGAAAUUACUCAAAUAAAAGUCAUAUUCACCACUGAUAAUGAUCACAUAACUCUAUUUUUUAGAUGGAACAUUUAAUUAUUUUAAUUCAUUUACGGAAAAAACAAAUAUUGCACUAAAAAAUAGUGAAAGUAUCAAAUAAUUAGAAGGCCUAUAUAUAUAGUCUCUUAGCGUGCAAAAAUCGGUUGUAGUAGAAUUAGGAGCUGGUAAGUGUUUGGGGGUGUUAAGUGAAACAAUGCCUCCCACAUGUUCCUUUAUAGCGCAACCACAAACUUACUAUGACUUGUUUACUCUUUACCUACCUUAAUUUCUAUCAUUCACCUUGGUUACAACGUACAAUCAUACCAUCAAAAAGUUAUUGAAAUUAUAUACCUACCUUUAACUAAUCAUCUAGAAGUAUUUAUCUAUACAAAAUAUUGUAUGCCAAAACAAUAAGUUUUAUUAUUGUAUAUCAUAUAAACAUAAAUUUAUAUAUAUAAGUUCUUUUUAAUGUUAUAAUAACCUUGUAUAUACAGUAUAUUUUAAGGUAACUUUUUUCAAAGAACUCCUUAAAUAUAUAAAAUGAUAAUUCGAAUAUGAUCGCAUGAAAAUUUUGUAUUACCAUAAACAAAACAAAUUUAAUUAUUUUUAUUUAUUAAGUGACGCAUGUAAAAAGAACAAUAGAAUAACCAAUUUAUGGUGUAUCAUAUUAAUAUUGUCUUUAUCCAAAUUAAAAACCACAAAGAAAAUAAUGAUAAUUAUAGGGAAAUUAUAUGAGCUAACCUUGAUAUUUAGACCUUUUUCAUGAAAAAUCAUCACAUUAACAUCCUCGUCACGAGUAAUCUUAGACUUGUAAAACGUCAUUAAAACCUAUUAAAUGACAAACUGUGUUAAGCUAUAAAUAUUAACUUUUGGACAGAAGUAGAUUCUUGAAUAAAUUUUAAAGAUUGAAUAAAAUACUAUUUUUAUUAUUUUCCUAAACUAAUACCUAUAUUUUUAUUAUUUUCCUAAACUAAUACCUAAUUUUGCUAACCACUGACAAUCGUAAAAAAAAAUCUUCACUCCUACCACAACAACUACUUUCAAUCUUUCAUCGAACAAACCCGUCAACGAUUACAUCAUACAAAUCAACGUUAAUUUGUACAAGUACUAACCUUAAGUUUGCUCCAUAGAAACUUGUAAAAAUGAAUAAAACUACGUAAUCACUAAUCAAUUCUUUUUAAGUGACUUACAAAUUUCUUCACAUAACAUAGUAGUUGAAACCACCGAGGAUGUCUUAUGCUAGUGGUUAAGAUUGAAGUAUUGUGAAUUAAAAAAAAAAAAAACACAUUCGAAUCCCCUCUCCCCUUUUUGUACUUUGUAUUACCUUCAUGACUCAUAUGAAUUAAAAAAUAAAUAAAAAAUAGUAGUUCAAACCUUAUUUAUUACACUGAACCUGUCCAUGAUCAUAGCAUACAAAAAAAAAUCAUAUGAAAUGUUACAUUUCCCACCCAAAACACGAUUAUAUAUACAAGCUAAGUCAACUUCACAUUCACGUUUAGCAAAGAUUAGAUAUAAACAUUCAGUAUGACAAUAUGUCAAUUGUUAAUAAAAAAAAAUUUUUUUUUUGAGGGGAUGUUAAUAAAAAUAUAUACACAUAAUUUCAAUCAAAAAUUAGAUUCAAUCAAUAAUAUAAAUAUAAAAAUAUUAAAAAAAAAAAGAAAAAGUGUCGGGUUAAUGGAUAAAACUUGUAAAAUAUGAGAAAAAUAGAGAGAGUUUCUAACUGCCAUAGUUUCGCAGCCGUUGAAUAAAGUAACAUAUUUUGUUAAGGAAUUUCAAAGAAAAAAAAUGAAGUUUUAACCAACCCAUCAAAUUUGCCGUUAAUGCUCGAUCAAAUUCAGUUACACCAAUUAAAAUAUAAACUCCCCCACACCAACAGCAUGGCAGUUAUAACUCCCUUCUUCUACCUUCUCUCUCUUUCUCUCUCCUACUUGUAUAAAUACCUCAUUUCAUUUUCUCCAUUCUUCCCCAAGGGGAAAAAAACCCUCCAUAAAACUUCACAAAAUCCCGUCUUUAUUGUAUUGGUUUUCUUCUUCUAAUUUGAUUUUUUUCCUCCAUCAUCCGAAAUGACGUUGUAGGCUGAUCCUAUAGAAGAAUCAGACCUAGUUUUUGUUUUCAUUUAGUUUUUCUUCCAUCAUUCGAAAUGACGUUGUAGGCUGAUCCUAUAUAAAAAUCAAACCUAGUUUUUCUUUCCUAUAAUAAAAAAAAAAAAAAAACUUUCAUUAUAUAUAUUCCUCCCAUCAACCAAUGGGAACACAGAACGAGAGUCAAAACGGCGUCGUAAAGGAUCGGGUGAAGGGAUCAUGGACCCCACAAGAGGAUGCUACAUUGAUUAAACUAGUGGAUCAACAUGGGCCGAGGAAUUGGACUUUGAUUAGCGAAGGUAUUCCAGGGAGGUCAGGUAAAUCUUGUAGGUUAAGAUGGUGUAAUCAGCUGAGUCCAGAUGUACAACACAGGCCUUUUAGCCCAUCAGAGGAUGAGAUUAUAAUUCAGGCCCAUAAGGCCCAUGGUAAUAGAUGGGCUGUAAUUGCGAAACUUCUUCCGGGCCGGACGGAUAAUGCAAUUAAGAAUCAUUGGAAUAGUACUUUACGUAGGAAGCGGGCCCAUGAAGUGAGGACCGAGUUGGGUGAGUGGAAGCGGCAGCGAGUCGACUCGGUGUCGUCUGAGUCGAACUCGGGGGUGGGUGUGGUGUUGGAGCAGGAGGUGGAUGGUGGGGUUGAAGGAUCAGAGGGUGUAGAGACACUUUUGACGCUUUUGCCACCUGGCAAGAGCGUGGCCGUGCCAGGUGGCGGAGAGAGAGAAGGGGAAAAUCAGGUGAGGAAAGGUGUAGGGAAGGGUGAGGAAAAAAGUGAUCAUAUGAUUAGAUGUACGGUGGGAAGACAGGACACGUGUUGGAUUAACUUGAUGCAAAGUAUGAUAGCUGAAGAAGUCAAGAAUUAUAUGGAUCGACUUGUUCUUAAUGGUGAUGGUAUUGGGCCUAAGUCAGAUUCUCAAGCCCAUCAUAAGUAAAUAUUUUUUCAUGAAAUUUUUUUUUUCUUUUGGUCUUUGGCAGCAUAUUUGAGGAAGAAGAAUGUAGAGAGAUUUACUGUUCAUGGGAGAAAAAUAAUAUUAAUAUAAAAAAAGUUAGUUAUUUUUCGUAAUGGUGAAUAUGUGCGGAAUGGUAUUUUAGUAUAAUUGUAAAUUAGGAAGUAAUAAUGCUUUGCUUUACAUUGGACAAUUCAUUAUAGAAUAGAGAGAUUAUCAAGUGUGUUUUAUUUGCUUGUUAAAACAAAAAAAAAAUAAAAAUAAAAAGUGUGUUUAAUUUAAACCUAUUUGACUUAUGAGGCUCAAUAGAUUAUAAAAGAAUACAUAGAAAUCUUCUCACGUAAAUAUCAAGGAUUGUCAAAAAAACUUCUUUUUAUGCACUUCGAUAUAGUUGAUCUUCCCAUUAAUUGUA
Messenger RNA from Beta vulgaris subsp. vulgaris (sugar beet), 3777 nucleotides. Its product is annotated as transcription factor MYB77. The record is from RefSeq and is a predicted model, not a curated record. Gene Ontology annotation, cellular component: nucleus. Bases 2589 to 3350 code for a protein of 253 amino acids. The transcript has a single exon. Gene Ontology annotation, molecular function: RNA polymerase II cis-regulatory region sequence-specific DNA binding; DNA-binding transcription factor activity, RNA polymerase II-specific. Gene Ontology annotation, biological process: regulation of DNA-templated transcription. NCBI's taxonomy places the organism in Eukaryota, Viridiplantae, Streptophyta, Magnoliopsida, Caryophyllales, Amaranthaceae.